Penicillium argentinense is the source of this 660-nucleotide messenger RNA. Its product is annotated as putative GAJ protein. The transcript has 2 exons. The coding region runs from base 1 to 660 and encodes 219 amino acids. Gene Ontology annotation, molecular function: double-stranded DNA binding. The record is from RefSeq and is a predicted model, not a curated record. Gene Ontology annotation, biological process: reciprocal meiotic recombination. NCBI's taxonomy places the organism in Eukaryota, Fungi, Ascomycota, Eurotiomycetes, Eurotiales, Aspergillaceae.
AUGCCUCCCAAGCUCUCGAAAAGCGACAAGCAGGAUCGGAUUGUGACUCACCUUCGCGCCACGGGAACCUGUCACACCCUCAAGGAUCUCGAGAAGAGCCUCCCCGCGGUGGCCUCAAUCAACGGCAUUCAGGUCAAAGAGUACCUGCAGGCGCUCACGGACGAGGGCCGACUACGAGUCGAAAAGAUCGGCAGUGGGAACUGGUACUGGAUCUUCGGAAGUGAUGAAAGAAUCCAGCGCGCACAGCAGUUGGCCCGGGUGAAGACAGAGGUGGAGAGGGCCCGCAGCUGCUGGACCGACGUAGUGGCCGCCCUCGCCGCGGAGACCACGCGACGCGAGCAGGAAGCCGACGACCAACGCCGCGAUGCAGAGCGCACGGCGCUGCAGGCCCAGCGAGCCGAGCUCCAGGCAGCGGUCGACCGGCUCCGGCGCACAGAGGCACAGACCGGGCUCGACUCGGUGAGCAGCAAGGGCGUGCUGCAGCUUCGGGAGGAGUUGGCGGGGUUCACGCAGGAAGCGAUGCAAUGGACGGAUGAUAUCUACGUGCUCGAGGAGUAUCUGCGACGGUUGGCGAGUGGGGACCGGGAAGUGGUCGCGGCGGUCCAGCGCGACUGUUAUGGGGACGAAUACGUGGAAGGGGAGGGCCUGCGCGAGCUCUAG